Molecule: messenger RNA, 990 nt
Organism: Ziziphus jujuba (common jujube)
Lineage: Eukaryota; Viridiplantae; Streptophyta; Magnoliopsida; Rosales; Rhamnaceae
Product: amino acid transporter AVT1H
Biological process (GO): amino acid transmembrane transport
Cellular component (GO): vacuolar membrane
Molecular function (GO): amino acid transmembrane transporter activity
Source: RefSeq, a predicted model, not a curated record
AUGCCUUAUGAAAUGACUAAAAGAGCAUGCAUUGAAACAUUCCCAUAUCUUGUACUUUUCAAAUAUUUCAUUUUCCAUCAAGAUUUUCCCUUAUUCUUUCCCUCAAAUUGUUUUAGAGUCUUUUUUGGAACUCAUCUAAACUGGGCUUGGGCUAAGUUGUCCACUUCCCAGCUUCUUACAGUAGUUUUAAUAACACUACCAAGUCUAUGGCUGAGAGAUCUUUCUUCCAUUUCUUUUCUCUCUUUUGGUGGUAUUCUCAUGUCAAUUAUAAUUUUCUCAACUGUGGCUUGCACUGCCAUUUUUGGAUGUGUUAAACCUAACCAUAAGAUACUAGCUCUUAAUCUUCACAAUAUUCCUUCAAUUUCUGGGCUUUGUAUAAUCGGCUAUACAGGACAUAUAUUUUUCCCUGACAUGUACGAAGCCAUGAAAGAUCAUUCAAAGUUUACCAAGGCGGGUACAUAUAAGUUUGUUCGGUUUUUCUUUCAGCAAAGAAUAAGGUCAUAUGAUCUCAUAUAUUCUCUCUUAUAUAUGUGUCUUAGCUACAAGAUUACCUUAAGCAUGCCUCCACAUCUAAUUGUGACAAAGAUUGCUUGGGAAACUGUGUUAACACCAAUGACCAAAUAUGCAUUGGAAUUUGCACCCUUUGCUAUUCAACUUGAGAACAACCUUCUUCCCCAAUUCAUGAGUUCAAGAGCCAAGAUGAUUAGUGGAAGUGUUGGUUCAAUUCUUCAUCUUAUUAUACUUAUUUUGGCCCUUUCUGUGCCAUACUUUGAGCAUGUUCUUGGCCUUACUGGCUCAUUGGUCAGUAUUGGAGUAUGCCUGAUUCUACCUUGUGUCUUCUACAUCAAGAUCUAUUGGGGUCAGAUACCAAAACCUGUUCUGGUUCUUAGCCUCAUUUUUGUUGCAUUUGGUUCUUUUCUUGGGGCAUUUGGAACAAUUUCUUCAUCAAAAUCUCUCAUAAAGACAUCCAUGAAAGCUCACUCAACCUGA